AUGGCUCUCGGAACCAACCUACCAUUCUGGCCAGCGCUGGUCUUCACCUAUCUCGAGCCCAUCUCUCUCAUCGUCGGCCUGCAAGCCGCAUUCUCCAACCCAAAAGAUUUCGUAGCUCGCCAGAUGCCCUCCGCCACCGGCCCCAUUCCCGACGGCGCAAUCAUUCUAACUUACACGAUUGGGAACGUUUUUCUGCUUCUCGCGUUCUUGGGAAUCCUCUGCACCGCCGUUACGCGAGAUACACGUGUGACACAGCUCUACCUUUUUUUUGUUGCCGUUGGCGACCUUGGCCACAUAUACGCAAGCUAUAAAGUCAUGGGUCAGGAAAUGUUCUUGGAUCUGAAUAACUAUAAUGAUAUGAUGUGGGGGAAUAUUGGUGUGAGCGCUUUUCUGCAUGUCAAUCGCCUUGCUACGUUGCUGGGGGUGUUUGGUAAGGUGGGGAGGUAGGAGCGUCCGAGUAAGAGUGAAAAGGCUGGAUAGUGAACUUAGGGCACUGCGCAUUUGACGGAUUGACGUAUAUGACGUCCCAACGACCAGUGGAGAUAUAUGGAUUUGAAAUAUAUGUGAUACU
Periconia digitata is the source of this 571-nucleotide messenger RNA. Lineage: Eukaryota; Fungi; Ascomycota; Dothideomycetes; Pleosporales; Periconiaceae. The record is from the annotation of a GenBank genome assembly.